Xiphias gladius (swordfish) is the source of this 2052-nucleotide messenger RNA. Its product is annotated as tyrosine kinase receptor Cad96Ca. Lineage: Eukaryota; Metazoa; Chordata; Actinopteri; Istiophoriformes; Xiphiidae. Gene Ontology annotation, molecular function: ATP binding; transmembrane receptor protein tyrosine kinase activity. Bases 277 to 1599 code for a protein of 440 amino acids. The transcript has 12 exons. The record is from RefSeq and is a predicted model, not a curated record. Gene Ontology annotation, biological process: cell surface receptor protein tyrosine kinase signaling pathway; multicellular organism development; protein phosphorylation. Gene Ontology annotation, cellular component: signaling receptor complex.
ACAACACAUUGUUGAGCUCUUGAAGGGUUUCAGCAUUUUUUAGUAGCUACAAAAACAGAAUUAACACAGGACAGACCCAAACAGAUUGCUUCAACUUAACUGUUCCAGCUGGUUUCUGAUCACCAUCCCAGUCAGUUAAAGGAUGGACUUUAUCAAACUGGUAUUCAUCAGAAAACACAGUACUUUGGAUCAUCGAUGUUAUUUUAAUGCCACAAUCCCCAUCUUCCAGACUCCUCCUCGUGUCUGAGACAAAAUCACACUCAGUAAGCAGAUGAUAUGAUGCCUGCUAAUUCCACCAGUGAAGAUAUGCGCCCAGGUGAGCUCCCAGGCUUCACAGGUCAGCCCCUGGACCCACUUGUCUACAUACUAAGUGGGGUUUUCUCCUUCAGCGCUCUCACGUUCACACUGCUGGGGGUCGUCUGUCUCAGAAAAUAUCGUUCUUUGAUCCGUACAAUUGGAGAGCUGCAGGGGAGACAAUUGUUCCUUGGUCCUGUCCCUCAGCUGGAAGCUUCCAUCAUGCCUGUGAGUCCAGUCCUAAACGAGGAGGACCAGGAUGAGCUUCCUCUCCAGGCUCCCCUGCAGCAGAGUAGCACAAUGAAGUCCUCAUCCAGGAAGCUAUGGAAAGGCCUGCAGCAGGGUCCAUGUUUCACUAAGUCAGACCUGAACCUGCUGCAGCUGAUCAAAGCAGGGAAGGAGGGCAUCUUCUACCAGGCCAGGAUGACCAGAGGGACAUGCAAAGGCCACAACAUGUUCACAUGCAAGAUCAGCAAGGAAGGUACCCGUCCCAAGCACGUGGACAUAGAGGUCUCCAUCAUGAAGAAACUGGUUCACCACAAAAACAUCCUCCAGUUACUGGACUGGAACACCACUGAGGAGCCUUCCAUUCUGAUCAUGGAGUAUGUGAGCUAUGGCACUCUGAGGACCUUCCUGCAGACAAACAGAAGCCAACUGAGUGCAGAUCCUGAACUGCAGAACCUACUCACCAUUGCCUCUUACCACAUCGCUCUGGCCAUGCAGCAUCUGCGCACCAAAAUGAUUGUGCACUGUGACUUGGCUCUGAGGAAUGUCAUGGUCAAUAAGUUUCCCUGGGAAGUGAAAGUGGCAGAGUUCGGCUUGGCCCGAGACUUAACACGCAUAACAAGUCGCCACAGCAGCCGGUGGAGAAACCCACGGCAGCGAGUGCCGCUGCGCUGGUACCCACCUGAGUACUUCAAGAACAACUACUACAGCUUCAAGGGAGAUGUGUGGGCGUUUGGAAUCGUGCUGUGGGAGAUGCAGACAUUUGGUACCUUGCCAUAUCCAAACCUGGAGACAUCAGAGGCAGUGGUGUACCACAUCUGUAUCGGUCAUAAAAACACAAACCCUGAGGGCUGCAGACCGGAGAUACUUCAUAUCAUGCAAGACUGUUGGCUGGAGCCAUACACUGUGAGACCCUCAUUCACAGACAUUGUCCGCAUGCUGGAGAACAUUAUGGAAAACGACGCAGAUUAUGUGGAUGUUGAGAAACCACAGCUUUUGGUGAAAGAUGAGGCCAAAUAUCAUGAAGCUAAACGUCUACGAGCAGCCAGCGUCACCCUAGAGGAUAAGAAUCCCAUCUAAAUAAAUUUACUGAGGCAUCAGAUCAAGCAGUGUGCUGUACAUUUUAAAUCAACACACAUAACUUUUUAGGCUACAUUUACUGCACCUGCUUGGGGGCACCCUUUCAAGACCUGUCUCAAAUAUGGCAAGUGUAAGAUGAUCACACAUAAAUGACCCAUUACACAGCAAAAACAAAUGCAGCUGGAACGUAGCAAUAAUGUUACAGGGAGGGUAAAAAUAAUGUACUUACAUGUGCUUGUUUGGCACUGUGAAAAAAUGGUCAUGCCACUCACUUCUACUUUUUAACUUUGGUUUUAUUUUUUUAUCCAUCCUAUUUUUUUGCUAACUCAAAUAGAACAUCAAUUUGAUGUGAUAGGCAUCUUCAGCUUUUUCACUGGGCUGCCAUAGAGCAGCACAAAAGCUCUAUACAUGUUUACCUGUUUCCAAAAAAAUCUGUUGUUUUCUUAUUACUAA